Molecule: messenger RNA, 500 nt
Organism: Rhinichthys klamathensis goyatoka
Lineage: Eukaryota; Metazoa; Chordata; Actinopteri; Cypriniformes; Leuciscidae
Gene: romo1
Product: reactive oxygen species modulator 1
Exons: 3
Coding region: 148-387 (79 amino acids)
Biological process (GO): protein insertion into mitochondrial inner membrane; protein import into mitochondrial matrix
Cellular component (GO): TIM23 mitochondrial import inner membrane translocase complex
Source: RefSeq, a predicted model, not a curated record
AGAGCCUCGCAUUCUCCGCUUGUAAUUUAAACACCAACCACUUCCUGUCAAGUAAUGGCGUCCGUGUGAAGCAGUCUUAUAACAAACACUUAACAAAUCUACCAGAAAACUAACUAACAGAGGCACUCACAUAGCGAUUUGAACAAGAUGCCGGUGUCGGUAGGACCGUAUGGACAGACGCAGCCCAGUUGCUUUGACAGAGUCAAGAUGGGCUUCAUGAUGGGGUUUGCCGUGGGCAUGGCUGCAGGCGCCAUGUUCGGAACUUUCUCCUGUCUCAGGAUCGGCAUGAGGGGUCGAGAGUUGAUGGGCGGAGUUGGGAAGACCAUGAUGCAAAGCGGCGGCACGUUCGGAACCUUCAUGUCGAUUGGGAUGGGCAUCCGCUGCUGAGAUCACACUAAUGCCACUUCUCAACUGAUAGGACUUUUGUAGAUUCAUUUAUUUGUUAUCAUACCCCCAUUCAAGGACACGGGUGUCAAUAAAGACUGAUUGAAGAAAACAGA